Molecule: messenger RNA, 6010 nt
Organism: Phyllostomus hastatus (greater spear-nosed bat)
Lineage: Eukaryota; Metazoa; Chordata; Mammalia; Chiroptera; Phyllostomidae
Gene: ABI3BP
Product: ABI family member 3 binding protein
Exons: 60
Coding region: 87-4928 (1613 amino acids)
Biological process (GO): extracellular matrix organization; positive regulation of cell-substrate adhesion
Molecular function (GO): protein binding
Source: RefSeq, a predicted model, not a curated record
UCACAGGGAGACAGUCCACUUAAAUGCAGCUCCAGAGCUGCGGACACCCACCAGCAUCAGUCCCCGUGUGAGGUGGCAAAUGCAACAUGCUCUCCAGCUUGGGGUGUCUACUUCUCUGUGGAAGUAUUGCACUAGCCCUGGGAAAUGCACAGAAAUUGCCAAAAGGUAAAAGGCCAAACCUGAAAGUCCACAUCAAUACCACAAGUGACUCUAUCCUCUUGAAGUUCCUGCGUCCAAAUCCUGAUGUAAAACUGGAAGGUUUUCUCCUGGGAUAUGGCAGCAAUUUAUCACCAAACCAGUACUUUCCUCUUCCCACAGAAGGGAAAUACACCGAGGCUGUAGUCGAUGCGGAGCCGAAAUAUCUGAUCGUGGUGCGGCCUGCCCCUGUGCCAAGUCAAAAGAAGUCAUGCUCAGGCAAAAGACGCUCUCGCAAACCUCUCCAGCUGGUGGUUGGCACUCUGACACCAAGCUCUGUCUUCCUGUCCUGGGGUUUCCUCAUUAACCCACACCAUGACUGGACAUUGCCGAGUAACUGUCCCAAUGACAGGUUUUAUACAAUUCGCUAUAGAGAAAAGGAUAAGGAAAAGAAAUGGAUUUUUCAACUCUGUCCAGCCACUGAAACAAUUGUAGAAAAUCUGAAGCCUGACACAGUUUAUGAAUUCGGAGUGAAAGACAAUGUAGAGGGCGGAAUUUGGAGUAAAAUUUUCAAUCACAAGACUAUUAUUGGAAGUAUAAACAAAGUAAAUGGAAAAAUUCAAAGUACCUAUGAUCAAGUAAACACAGUGCCAGCAUAUGUCCCAAGGAAGCUGAUCCCAAUAACAAUCAUCAAGCAAGUGAUUCAGAAUGUUACUCACAGGGCUUCCACAAAAUCCCCAGAUAAGUCUCCCAUUGGAGGAACAAUACUAGUCCACCUUGUUAUUCCUGGCCUUAAUGACACAACUGUAAAACUUCCUACAUCCAUAAUGUUUGAGAUUUCAGAUGCAAUCAAGACACAAUUAGCUAAGAAUGAAACCUUGGCAUUACCAGCUGAAUCUAAAACACCAAAGGUAGAAAAAAUCCCAGCACAGCCCAUAACAGUGUCUCCUGAAUCAAUUCCAAGAACCACUAAACCCACUGUAUCUAGUGCCUUAGACAUUUCAGAAACAACACUGGUUCUCAGCGAAAAGACCCCGGAAAGAUUCCAAAGUAUUCUAAUACCUAGGUUUGAAUUACCACUGAGCACUCUAGCUCCGAAAAGACUUCCAGAAUUUCCUCAGGCAAAAACACCCUUCCUUUUUGAGAAACCUGGGGGCAGCUGGGCUUCAAGUGAAAAGCCAUGGACUGUACCUAUAACUAAAACAUCUGAAGACUCCAAAGUUCUACUGCCUCAAACUGCAGCUUAUGAUGUUUACUCCAGCCCUACAUCAUCAGAUGAGCCUGAAAUAUCAGAGUCCCACACAGCAACAAGUGAUCCAUUUCUGGAUUCUGUCCCACCUAAAACUUCUAGAACUCUUGAACAGCCAAAGGCAACACUGGCUCCAAGUGAAAUACCAUUUGGUCCUCAAAAAGUGGAAAUCAUUCCCCAUCCUGAAAGGCAACCUACAACACCUGCUCCCCUGCAAACUACAUCCAUCCCUUCUACACCUAAACAACGCCUCAGGCCCAAACCACCAAGAAUCAAACCUGAAAGAACCAAAAGUCCUGGAACAACAGCAUCUAAAAUUUCUAAAAGCCCUGAACCAACAUGGACAACACUGGCCCCGGAACCUCAGACUCCAACACCAUCGCGGUCGGCAAUAGUCUCAGAACCUGGAACACGGGGAGCCAAACCUGCAACAACAUUAGCUCCACGAAAGACUAAACGACCAGGUCGUCGACCCCGCCCUAAAACCACUCCUAGUCCAGAUGUGCCCAAGUCCAAACCUGCUCUGGAACCUGCUACAGUACAACAGGAGCUCUUGGUGCCCACGAUUGAUUCAAAACCACCAAAGCAAUUACUUCCUAAACCCCAAACCACAGCAAAACCAGAUGUGCCUUCAAUUAAAGCUGCCUUUAAGCCUGUUACAGUUGAGACUGACUCUCCCGCCAUAAGCAUAGUUCCUGCCACAGACAUUGAACCUGUAACUCUGAGAACUGAGGCUCCCUGGACAACAAUAGCUCCAAAAACAUCACGACGACCAAGAACACGUCGUCCACGUCCCCCAAUUCCAAAACCCUCCAAACGUAAAACCACGCCAAGCCCAGAGGCACCGCAGACAGUACUAGACAUUGAACCUGUUACUCCUGGGACAUCUUUAGCUCCAACAACAACAACAAAGAGACCCCGUCGUCCACGUCUCAAACCUAAAACCACACCCCGUCCAGAAGUACCUCAGGCUACACUGGCUCCUGCCACAAUCUUUGAACCAGUUAUCCUUACAACCGAGGCUCCAGGGAUGACACUAGCUCCUGCUACAGUCCUUGAACCUGUUACACCUGUAAAAGAGGCUCCAGUGACAGCAUUUGUUCCUGUUACAGAUAUUGAACCUGUUACUUUUACAACUGAGACCUCUGGGACAACAUUAGCUACCAAAGCACCAAAAAGGCCCCGUCGUCCACGUCCCAGACCUAAAACCACACCGAGCCCUCAAGUACCUCAGACCAAACUGGGUAAAGAUUCCUUGGUUCCUGCUACUGUCCUUGAACCUGUCACUCUUAGACCGCAGGCCCCAGGAACAACAUUAGCUUCCAAACCGUCACAACGCACAGGUCGCCCAUGUCCCAGACCAAAAACCACACCACCUCCUGAAACACCCGAGUCCAAACCAGUUUCUACUGCAGACUUUGAACCGGUUACAUUCAGGACUGAGCCUUGGGUAACAACACAAGCUCCUAAACCAUCAAAACGGACCCGUCGUCCACGUCCCAAACCUAAAACCACAACAACUACUGAGGCUCCUCAAACCAAACUGGUUCCUAUUACAGAUCUUGAGCCUGGUACUCCUAGAACUGAAGUUCCAGAAAUCAUAGUUCUACCUACAGUCCUUGAACCCAUUGGUCUUAGAACCAAGGCUCCAGAAACAACAUUAGCCUCGGCAGAAACAGACUAUGUAUAUCCCACUGCCAAAGCACCACUCAGGCCAGGGGAGCCAAACACCGAAGGUGUUGUGGAAUCUAUUACAAAUGUGUCUGAACCACCUGAGACCACAUUAGCUCCCAAGCAAAUACCACUCAUUCCUCCCAAGCCAAAAACAUCUCCACGUCCACGAGUCCCACAGACACAGCAAGCGGCUAAGGUGCUCCAGCGUGUUACUUCAAAGCCAAAAAUGUCACCAAAGCCAGAAGUGUCAUAUACUCCACCUGUUCCAGAGGUGCUCCUUCCCCAUAAACCAGACCACCAAGUCUCUCAGAGCGAACCUGUUCUGCAGCCUGUUACCUUUAGAAUUGAUCUACCAGAGGCAACAAUAGCUCCUUUAGAGACCCGAGGCAGCCCUCUCAUUCCUAUGAUUUCACCAAGUCCUAGUCAAGAGGAGCUACAAAGCACUCUGGAAAUAGACCAAUCCACUCAAGAACACUUCACAGCUAAGAUUCCACAAACAACUGAAAUGGCAAAGACAACUCAGGCACCACACAGAUUGCACACGGCUCCUGUGAGGCCCAGAGUACCAGACAGACCACACUCCAGACCUGUUCUGAAUAAGACAACUACAAGACCUGGUAGACCCAGACCCAGUGGGAUGCCCAAAGGGAAUGGAAUGGGAACAGGGGUCAAGGAAAUGCCAUUGAGUGCUGAUAGAAAUAUGUCCAUGAACUUUACCCACUUCACAAAGAAACCAGCCACUAUUCCAGGGACCCGCCGCCCACCCUGGCCACUUAGGCCUACACCCCCACGAAGAAAACCUUUACCACCAAACAACGUCACUGGGAAGCCAGGAAGUGCAGGAAUCAUUUCAUCAGGCUUCAGAACAUCCCCGCCCUCGAAGACAGCCCUCAGGCCUACCGGGGCCCCCUCAGACAGGACAGAGAUAGAUAAAAAGCAACCAACAGCUCCGGCCUCAGGAGAAGAUCUUGGUGAUCUAAGUGACUUUAGCUCAAGUCCAACAAGAGAAACUGAUCAUCUUGGGAAGCCCAGAUUUAAAGGUCCUCAUGUGCGAUACAUCCCAAAGCCUGACAACAGGCCCUGCUCCAUCACCGACUCCAUCAAACGGUUCCCCAAAGAGGAGGCCACGGAGGGGAAUGCCACCAGCCCGCCGCAGAACCCUCCUUCCAACCUCACAGUGGUCACCGUGGAAGGGUGCCCCUCCUUUGUCAUCCUGGACUGGGACAAGCCUCCCAAUGACACUGUCACUGAAUAUGAAGUUAUAUCCAGAGAGAAUGGGUCAUUCAGUGGGAAGAACAAGUCCAUUCAAGUUACCAAUCAAACCUUCUCCACAGUAGAAAAUCUAAAACCAGACACAAGCUAUGAAUUCCAGGUGAAACCUAAAAACCCACUUGGAGAAGGGCCAGCCAGCAACACAGUGGCAUUCAGUACUGAAUCAGCGGAUCCAAGAGUGAGUGAGCCGGUUUCUGGAGGAAGAGAUGCCAUCUGGACAGAAAGGCCCUUUAAUUCAGACUCUUACUCAGAAUGUAAGGGCAAACAGUAUGUCAAAAGGACGUGGUAUAAAAAGUUUGUAGGGGUGCAGUUGUGCAACUCUCUCAGAUACAAGAUUUAUCUGAGCGACUCCCUCACAGGAAAAUUUUAUAACAUAGGUGAUCAGAGAGGCCAUGGAGAAGACCACUGCCAGUUUGUGGACUCAUUUUUAGACGGGCGUACAGGACAGCAACUAUCUUCUGACCAGUUACCCAGGAAAGAAGGCUAUUUCAGAGCAGUUCGCCAGGAACCUGUCCAAUUUGGAGAAAUCGGCGGUCACACCCAAAUCAAUUACGUCCAGUGGUAUGAAUGUGGGACCACAAUUCCUGGGAAAUGGUAGAUGCUGCGAUCAUGGUCACAAGUGCCUUCUAUGUCAUCAUGGCAAACUACAAUCGCAAACACUACAGUAUUUGUCACAUUCAUUUAAAGCUGUUCUGUUUACUAUGUAUAAAAGUUUAAAAUCUAAUCCAUAGCAAUAUUAGAUGUUUAUUAGGAAGAUUGCUGAGAAUAUUUAUCAAGUUUUACAAAGUCAUUUUUAGAAAGCAAGAUAUUAACAUUUUUUGGGGAAGCUGGCUCCCUAUUCAUGAUAUUUUAAGAGAUCAUUUGUAUAUUAUUUAUCACACUGUUGUAAUGUUUUGAAAUACUUUUAUAACAAAAUUAACAUCAAAAACUAAUAUACAUUUUUUAAAGAUAUUUACUUUUACUAAUGUGUAUUCUUCCUAUUGGUGAACUAAUUCCAUAAAUCUCUACUUGGUUUAACUUAUUAGAUCAAAUUAUCUUCAGUAUAUAUCUAAGGGGAAAAAGGGCCCAAUAUUCACACGUUUUUUUAAACUUCAAUUUUUUAGCAACAUUUGAAUAACCUUUCUGAAGCAUUUAAAUAAACAUCGAUGUGAAUAUACAAUUCCUUAAAUAUUUGCAAAUUAUUAAAAAGGUUGUAGUUGAAUUAGUAAAUUUCAGCUAAAAAUAGGAAGGAAUCCAUUUUUCCUACUCUACUCAUAAUUAUUACAGUGUCUGAGUAUACUCUGUCAAACGAAGCCUUCAAGCAACUGUCUUCAUAUUGUUUUUAAUAUAAUUCUAAACAAGCUGUAAGCUGAAACUGAAUGUGUCAAAAAGAUACACAUAAUGAGAUUGCUACCAUUUUAUGGGAUAUUUACUACAUUUUGACACAUAAGACUUCUAGGAAUGACUGUAUCAAAGGAUGUUUUCAUAUUCCAAUUCCACCUGUACAGAAAAUCAUUCACCUUUAUUCAGAAAGGUAUUUCUUCAUCUGGGGAAGGAGGUGGGGAUGCUACAUUGCUGCCCUCUUUCUGAGAGGACCCUGCACUUACUCCUUUCAAAAUGCUUCAAUUUUACCAAUGCUACAUUUUGUUAAGUUUCAAACAAGUAGAAACUCUGCAAUAAAGAAAUGUAGUUGUUUUUUAA